UCAUUUACAUGAUUAAUGUUUGUUUAUAAUAAUAAUAAUAUUCAUUCACUCUCUUCUAUUGCACAAACCUCUCUCUCUCUUUCUGCUUCUUCUUCAUUUCUCUGUUGUUUUUCCUUUUUGGGUUCUUUCUUUUGCUGCUUUGGUCACUUUUUUUAUCUCUUCUCUCCCUCUUGUCAGAAACCCUUUGACCAAUAACAUGCUAGUAGCAUUGCUGUUGCUGGUGCUGGCAUUGAGCAACGGAGCGAGAGUGAAUGGUGAAAGAGGUGGAAGGCAAUGUGGGGCGAAUCCGUCGCUAAAGCCGAGGCCACAUAGUGUCUCCAUUUUGGAGUUUGGUGCGGUGGGAGAUGGUAAAACAUUGAACACCAUUGCAUUUCAGAAUGCUGUAUUCUAUCUCAAGUCAUUUGCGGACAAAGGUGGUGCUCAACUGUAUGUGCCACCUGGAACAUGGCUUACUCAAAGUUUCAAUCUUACUAGCCAUCUUACACUCUUUUUGGAAAAAGGUGCUGUCAUUAUUGGAUCUCAGGAUCCCUAUCACUGGGAAGUUGUUGCUCCUUUACCGUCUUAUGGUCGAGGACUUGAAGUUCCUGGAGGAAGAUAUCAGAGCUUGAUAAAUGGAUACAAGUUACAUGAUGUGGUCAUAACAGGUAAUAACGGAACCAUUGAUGGCAUGGGAUUGACUUGGUGGGAAUCAUUUAAAUCUCAUUCCUUGAACUAUAGUCGUCCUCAUCUGGUUGAAUUAGUGGCAUCUAAUGACGUCGUAGUUUCAAAUCUUACAUUCUUGAAUGCCCCUGCAUAUAACAUUCACCCGGUUUAUUGCAGCAAUGUACAUAUUCAUAAUAUCUCAAUCUUUGCCCCUCCGGAAUCCCCUUAUACUGUUGGCAUAGUACCAGAUUCUUCUGACCAUGUUUGCAUAGAGGAUUGUACCAUUGCCACCGGCUAUGAUGCAAUUGCCCUAAAAAGCGGCUGGGACGAGUACGGAAUCACCUACGGUAGGCCUACUGAGAAUGUCCACAUCAGAAGGGUACAUCUACAAGCAUCUUACGGCUCCACUCUUGCAUUUGGAAGUGACAUGUCUGGUGGCAUUUCAAAUGUUGUUGUGGAGCAUAUUCAUCUCCACAACUCAAAAGGUGGCAUCGAAUUCAGAACUGUUAAAGGAAGAGGUGGUUACAUGAAGGAAAUAGUCAUAUCCGACGUGGAAAUGAAGAAUAUCUACACAGCAAUAUCUGCCACAGGUUAUUGUGGUUCUCAUCCUGAUGACAAGUUUGAUCCUAAUGCUUUACCACUUUUGGAUCACUUUAUUUUGCGAGAUAUGAUUGGAACAAACAUCACUAUUGCUGGAAGCUUUGCUGGACUAGAAGAAUCUCCAUUCACUAAUAUAUGCUUAUCUAAUAUUACCUUGUCUGUAAAUUAUGCUUCCUCCACUACAUGGAAUUGCUCAAAUGUUUCUGGAUUUUCAGAUUCUGUUGUCCCUAAACCUUGUUCUGAACUUGACAACCCUUCGAAUUAUUCCUCCUCAUCUUGUCUCUCCAUGUUGAGUAUGAAAGGGAAAACUGCCGUGUCCGGCUCGCUGUCGAUGAAAAAGUGAAUAGCUUGGUGUCUAAGAAAUCAGAUUAAGUCACAUUCUUUCCAAUAAGACAUUUAUUUGGAUUAUUCAAUUUUUUUCAUCCAUUGAUUUGGAUUCUUGCAUGCAGAAAGUGGCAUAUUUUUUGUACAGCUUUUGUUUCUUCAUUCAUGUGUAUUGAAAUUUUGGUUAUGUUCACAGGAGUACUCAAUUUCAUAGUUUUUACUUGUGUGUUAUU
Molecule: messenger RNA, 1799 nt
Organism: Vicia villosa (hairy vetch)
Lineage: Eukaryota; Viridiplantae; Streptophyta; Magnoliopsida; Fabales; Fabaceae
Product: probable polygalacturonase
Exons: 6
Coding region: 197-1585 (462 amino acids)
Biological process (GO): carbohydrate metabolic process
Molecular function (GO): polygalacturonase activity
Source: RefSeq, a predicted model, not a curated record